GCACGAAUCGUUCAAUAUGGUCGUGUAUGUUAACGAUUUUUGUUGUGGCUUCAGCCUCCGCACGGGCUCCAUAGUCGCUGGAAUAUUUCAUACGAUUGUUGGGCUUUUAAGUUCAAUUUUAUCCUUCAUAAUGGCGUUCACAGACCCACCCAACGUUUCAGAUUUGACGACUCUGCACAUAAUCUUUACCAUAGCAGCCGUGAUCUGUAUGGUGGAAUUUUUCGGGAGCCUUUUUCUCAUACACGCAGUAGUAAAGAACAAGAGAAGUAUCAUCAACUUGUGGCUUCUGGUAAAUACAGUAAUCGUUAUUGUAUACUCUGGGUCGCUGGUCGUUAUCCUAAUGGUUUCAGCCUCCAUGAUUCGAGAUACCUCUCUCGUGAUCUUCGCAGUUACUGGAUGUCUGAUUCUUGUGCUGGCGCUGUACCUGCUGGUGGUGGUGCUCAGCUACAGCAAGUCCGUGGGGAUCGGCGGCCGCGUGCUCUCGUACGAGGGCCAGCAGCCGCGGGCAGCGCUACCGGCGGCCGCGGGGCCGUACUACGUGGGCGCGUCCGCUCCGCCGCCCUACCAGCCGAGGUCGUGAGCGAGCGAGGUCCCAGCGGUGGCCCUACAGUCUUCGGAUCCCGCCCAACCAUUUGCUUCUGCAAGGCUCUGGUGUUUCGGAAAAGGCGGACUUUACCACACCACCCCAGAGAAAAAAGAAGAAGUAAAAAAUUGAGGAAAAAAAAAAACUAUUUUUAAAAACCAGGACCUCAAAUUUCAACGGUAGAUUUGCUAAAUUACAUGUAAGUCUAAACAUUAAUAUAAAUAAUAACAAUGACGAUCAGUUCAGCAUUACUGAAUUUCAAUAGAUUACGUUCACGUGGUAUAACUAAUAGCGUUCUACACUUGAAUCACAAAUUGUAAACCACAAAAGAAUUUGUAACAUCUGCAUGUCCACAGCGCAAAACCCAGCCCAGUGUCCCAAUUGCGUGGUCAAAUCCACCUGCGCCGGGCGUGAACAGAAGGAGCUAGCCCAGAGUCCCGUCAGUAAAGUCCCCAAAUUUGACUUCAAAAACCCUGAGAAAAUUCUGUCACGCGACGAUAUAACAGCCGGUAAAAUUGACUUUAAAAUUUAAAACUUCCAGUUUAUAUUCCAUUUCAUUCUCCUUAUCCAUACUGCACAAUAAACGUUGGAAAUGCAACUUCGCCAGCUAAUUAUGCAAAUAGUAUGCGAUGUUAUAUAUAUAUAUUCGUUUUGUGAAAGUUCAGCCACCUAAAAGGUCAGCAAGUUAAACCGUGUGUAAAGUAAAUAUGAAAAUAUGGAAUAAUUAUCAAGAACGGGAGAGACACCCUUGAAAAAACCAGGUAUGAUCGAGCGCCAUGUUUGUUCUCGCGCGAGAAGGGAAGCCUGCUCCCGGCCAGCGCAGCAGCAAGCCGCGCUAAACCGUCAAAUAACCAACAAAACCAAACACCGCAUAGUUUUUAAGUUCUGCGCAUGCGCGAGAGCGCGCCGGACCCGAGCACAUACCAGACGAUUGUGAGUAAACAGCAUUAUCUACUAUAGUUUAAUAAACGUGCAUAGAUUUGAUGCACGUUACAUGCGCUUACAUAAUCCACCUGCAGUAGUGAGGAAAAAAUUUAUCAUUCGAUAACAAAAACAACCGAGCGAAAUCAUCUGGCAAACCUAAAAAAAACACCGCGUGUUUUUUUUUUUUUUUCUGAGAAGUGGUCGGUGCGCUGUGUUUGAACUUCGCGCCGCGCGGCGGGCUUUGGCGCUCCUUCCCUUCCUCGUUUCCCCCCUCCCUGCGUCUAGUGCUGUGCUUGACUUCCCCUCUUGAGGUGUCCGCACAUGCGCGUGGCGCCUUCGGUUUUACUUAAAACUGUGUGUAUUGCCUUGAAUGCUCUUCUUGUUGGUUAGCAUAUCAAGUAGAUAGGUUGUUAUAGACAGUCGGUGCUGGUACGUAAUGAAUUCAGUAUGUAGGUCAGAUAGUUAAAUGUAGUAUGCCGUAUUAUAGCGACUGAAGUGUUAAAAACUGAACCAAAUGCGGCUAUGAACCUUAAGAAACAGAACCUAAAAUGUUCGUGGAGUUUGGUUUUGUUGGUUCCUCGACAGUGACGAGUUUACAUUACCGGGGCGUAUGCACUGCUGCCGGCGUCCCCUUCUCGCGCGAGACCAAACAUGGCGCUCGAUCACACCCAGUGUGCAGAGGAUACCGUGCUGGUUGCUAGUGCGCGCGUCAGCGUCCGUGCUAGUUGCCCUGCUUCCCGCAGAGCACUUGUUCGCCACGGCGCUGCGAUCGCACGUCCUCCCAACCAGCGGUGUGGCGCCUGAUGCGCGCGAAACUCCAGCUUGCGCGCUGCCGUACUUUGCAGGGUAAGGUUUCCGAACAUCUGUUUCGGGACAAAAAUUAUUUUCCUGGAAUUCCCUGCCACCCACUAAACUUAUGCCCAGCAAUACUCGAUCACUGUACACAUAAAGAAGAUUGUCGUCUGUGGGUUUUAUUUAGAUACAAAUCUUCAGCUUCAUGAAAAUAUGUACACCUGACCUCCAAAACAAAAAGAUCACUGUCUACAUCUCCGGCCGCUCAGGACCGACGAGCGAAAAAUAUUUUGUACGCUCAAUUUUGCAAUAAAAUGU
Bacillus rossius redtenbacheri is the source of this 2617-nucleotide messenger RNA. RefSeq lists its product as uncharacterized. The record is from RefSeq and is a predicted model, not a curated record. The transcript is spliced from 5 exons. Lineage: Eukaryota; Metazoa; Arthropoda; Insecta; Phasmatodea; Bacillidae. The coding region runs from base 17 to 580 and encodes 187 amino acids.